Messenger RNA from Enhydra lutris kenyoni (northern sea otter), 1746 nucleotides. Its product is annotated as coiled-coil domain containing 85A. The coding region runs from base 1 to 1746 and encodes 581 amino acids. Gene Ontology annotation, biological process: negative regulation of DNA-templated transcription. Lineage: Eukaryota; Metazoa; Chordata; Mammalia; Carnivora; Mustelidae. Gene Ontology annotation, cellular component: nucleus. The transcript has 7 exons. The record is from RefSeq and is a predicted model, not a curated record.
AUGUCGAAGGCGGCGGGAGGUCCGGCAGCGGCGGCGGCGGCUGAAAGUUGUCCCUCGGCCUCUGCCGGCCCGUCCGCCGCCGCCGCGGUGGAGGACCUGUCCAAAGUGUCGGACGAGGAGCUGCUGCAGUGGAGCAAGGAGGAGCUGAUCCGCAGCCUGCGGCGCGCCGAGGCCGAGAAGGUGAGCGCGAUGCUGGACCACAGUAACCUCAUCCGCGAGGUGAACCGCCGCCUGCAGCUGCACCUCGGCGAGAUCCGCGGGCUCAAGGAUAUCAACCAGAAACUCCAGGAGGACAACCAGGAACUGAGGGACCUCUGCUGUUUCCUGGAUGAUGACCGGCAGAAAGGCAAGAGGGUGUCCCGGGAGUGGCAGAGACUGGGCCGCUACACGGCUGGGGUGAUGCACAAGGAAGUGGCCUUAUAUCUGCAGAAGCUGAAGGAGCUGGAGGUGAAGCAGGAGGAGGUGGUGAAGGAGAACAUGGAGCUCAAGGAGCUCUGCGUGCUGCUCGACGAAGAGAAGGGCGCCGGCUGCGCGGGCAGCCGCUGCUCCAUCGACAGCCAGGCCAGCCUGUGCCAGCUCACCGCCUCCACGGCGCCCUACGUGCGGGACGUGGGCGACGGCAGCAGCACCUCCAGCACGGGCAGCACCGACAGCCCGGACCACCACAAGCACCACGCCAGCAGCGGCAGCCCAGAGCACCUGCAGAAGCCCCGGGGCGAGGGCAGCCCGGAGCGCGCCAAGCACCGCAGCACCAGCCCCGAGCAUCUGCAGAAACCCCGAGCCGCCGGAACCCCGGAUCACCCCAAAGCACUCAAAGGACCCAGCCCCGAGCACCACAAACCCUUGUGCAAGGGCAGCCCUGAGCAGCAAAGGCCCCCGCACCCCGGGAGCAGCCCCGAAACGCUGCCCAAGCACGUGCUGAGCGGGAGCCCGGAACACUUUCAGAAGCACAGGCCCGGGGGCAGCCCGGAGCACUCGAGGCACAGCGGAGGCAGCCCCGAGCAUCUGCAGAAACAUGCCCUCGGCGGGAGCCUGGAACAUCUACCCAGAGCCAGGGGCACCAGCCCUGAGCACCUCAAACAACAUUUUGGGGGGAGCCCCGAUCACAAACACGUGGGCGGAGGAGGCGGAGGCAGCGGCGGAGGCAGCAGGGAGGGUACUCUCCGAAGACAGGCGCAGGAGGACGUGUCACCCCAUCACCGGAGUGUCUACAGUGGCAUGAACGAAUCAACCUUGUCCUAUGUUAGGCAGCUGGAGGCAAGAGUAAGACAGCUGGAGGAAGAAAAUCGCAUGCUGCCCCAGGCCACCCAGAAUAGAAGGCAACCUCCAACUAGAAACAGCUCAAAUAUGGAGAAAGGCUGGGGGCCCAGAGCCCGGCGGGUCUUGCAGUGGUGGCAAGGGUGCCGAGGAAUAGGACGAUGCCUGCCCACUCUCCCGGGUUCUUUUAGGUUGUCAUCUGGGGCUGAUGGGAGUAACAGUCCACCCAACUCUCCAGCUAGCUUCAGUGGACAUACCACACCUUCUCAGCAGCCUGAACCCGUGGUACAUUCUCUUAAGGUCUUGGAUGUUCAGGAAACUAUAGAUCGUCAACAGGGUAAAGAGUAUGAAAAUGACCUUAGUGAGACAGAAAAAGCUAUAGUCAGAGAAAUGUGCAAUGUUGUGUGGAGGAAACUUGGAGAUGCUGCAGGUUCCUGUCCUGGGAUUAGGCAACAUUUGUCUGGAAACCAGUACAAAGGACCGAUGUGA